AGCCUCCGCGCGCGCACAGAUAUUUGAUCCUCAGAAGAGCUCUCUCUCUCUCUCUCUCUCUCUCAAUGGCGCUUCUGAAUUCGACGGCCCGCUUCUACUACAGGUCUCCAAGGUCCGCAGCGACACCAAUUUCCCAAGAUCCGCCCUCUUCCUUGCCCUCCGCAACUCCAACACCAUCCCUCCCUUCGGAUCCCAUAAACCCCAGUGAGACCCGCGUCAUCCUCCCGAAGAAGAAGCCCCUGAAAUGGUCGACUGGCGUAGCGCCAGGGGAAUACGGUGGUCCACCGACGACUACGAAGCUCCGCAAGUACUGGGGAGGAGAGGCAGAAGAUCCUCUCGCCACAGACGAUUUCAUGUGGAACAAGGAAUUCAUGGGCCGCAUGAAGAGAUUGAUCCAACCAUCCGACUCUUCUCUCCAACCCCCAUCUCCUUCCAAGGAGGAUUCAGGUUUUCUAAGCCUAAACAGAGCCAUGAGCCUUGACAGUGUGGACAUCGAUCUGAGUAGAGAGCUCACGUCGCCUCCUCCAAAGCCUGUGUUACAACUGCAAGUUGAGGCUGCGAGGCGUGGACGUUUGUCGGCUGAAAGCGGUGGGAAUGCGGCACCUAGAUGGAGAUUUGUUCCUACUCGACGGGAACAAGAGAAGUGGGAUCGGGCAAAUAAGGCUGCAACUGGUGGCAGUGAAGUCACGCUGCGUGAGUCGAAAAGGGAGAGAGGGGAUCCAAAAGUAUUGGCAGCUCAAUCAAGGGAGCAGUAUUUUAAGUUGAAGCGGAAGUUGCAAAUCCUCACGUUGGGGAUAGGCGGCGUUGGUUUAUUCUCUGCUUUCGUUUCUUACUCUCCAGAAAUCGCAGCUAGCUUUGGCGCAGGGUUGCUUGGCUCACUGAUUUACAUACGUAUGCUUGGCAAUAGCAUCGAUUCGAUGGCAGAUGGAGCUAGAGGAGUUAUCAAGGGAGCAAUUGGGCAACCGAGGCUAUUGGUUCCAGUGGCAUUGGUCAUGAUUUAUAACCGGUGGAAUGGGAUCCUGGUGCCAGAUUAUGGCUUCAUGCACCUUGAUUUGAUACCGAUGCUUGUGGGGUUUUUCACCUACAAGGUGGCUACUUUUAUUCAAGCUAUCGAGGAGGCCCUGACUAUUGUCGAGAACAAGCAGCAAGUAUAGAACCUGAUUGUUGUCGAGAACAAGCAGCAAUUGUAGAAAACCAGCAAUUUUUAUACAUGACCUUUUGUCGUGCCAUUUUCUUCUCAAGGUAUGGAAACUAGAGAAGCAUUUUUUUUCCUGUAAUUGGAUGAAUUAUGGCAUUGGAUUUGAAGUUUGUUGAAAACCAUGUUCCACACUAUAUACAUCAUGUAUUUUAGAUCCUGAGGAGAAAAAAAAUCCACUUCCCUACUGCACUA
Molecule: messenger RNA, 1390 nt
Organism: Magnolia sinica
Lineage: Eukaryota; Viridiplantae; Streptophyta; Magnoliopsida; Magnoliales; Magnoliaceae
Product: protein CONSERVED ONLY IN THE GREEN LINEAGE 160, chloroplastic
Exons: 9
Coding region: 66-1154 (362 amino acids)
Source: RefSeq, a predicted model, not a curated record